GUGAUGAAGUCAUCAAAGCUUCAAGCUUCACUUGAGACUUGAGCACUCCACGCCUCUUUCCACACGACACUGGAAUACCCUCACGUGCACCAAUGGCUUGAACACGUCCAUCAUUCUGAUCUUACGACAUCCAACCAGCAGUAUGGUCCUCGAAGAAGCCACCUCCCCCCAGGAGCCCGCCACCUACUCCGAAAACGCACCCACCUCCGAUCUCGACCCAUACGCAACAAACACCACACCAGAACUCUCCGGCCGCCCCUCAUCUUACAUCCGCAUCGACCAACCAGGCAACAACCCUCCCCUCUACGUCAAUGCCGCUAACCUCCCCCAACCCAUCGCCGUCUUCUUCAAACAACGGCGCGCCCAAGAAAUCGAGCGCGAUAUCAAAGAGGUAUGCCAGUACGUGGGCAGAGCUGUGCAGCGGCCGCUGCGACAAGAAGAGGCGGACGCGCUUGCAUACCACCAUGCGAGGAGUGUGCGAAUAGCUAGUUAUGGAUCGCCGCUCGGCGCAGCGGUGGCCACGUUAUGGGCGUACAGGCAGACGAAUUUCAGGUUUCCAGGCUGGUCGCCGAUGGCUACUGGUCGCUUUUCACCCGACAGUCUUGGACCGUUGAAGGGGCAAUUAGCGAGGACGACGUGGACGAUUGCGCGGUAUAAUGCGUAUGGCUUUGUGGGAAUCAUCUUCGGCUCCAUGUUCACCACUUCGUAUGCGAUUUCGAGUUCGAUGGCGAACCGCGCGAUGGAUCCGCGGCUCAAGGACUUCAUGGAGGCCUUGAAGGCGAAGGCGUCGGGGAAGACGGUGGAGCGGCGGAGCCAGCCCGAAGGCAGAAUGGAGGGCGAGACGUUUGAGAUGGCGAGGCAGAGGAAGGCUGUGUCGCAACAGCAGCAGCGAGCGCAGCAGCAGCAGCCGCAACAGGAUGAGAGCUGGCAGCAGAAGAGACGGUCACCGAAGCAGGGUGGCGACGACAUGUCGCCAACGAGUGGAGGGUUCGAGGACGAUUUCAUGGACGCUGGGAAUGAUACGGGGUUGAUGAGUGAUGGCCGAGCGAAUGCGCAACAGCAAAGGGCCGAGAACGCCACUUCGACGUACGACAUGAGCGCGUCUUCUUCCUCCCCAUCAUCACCUCAAUCCCGACCGCAGAAUGCCAACGCCUCCGCCCAACCAAGGCAAGGCUCAAACGCCAGCAACACAGGAGGCAGCGUCUGGGAACGAUUACGACAAAACGCGAUGUCCGGCAACACUUCGCCGCCAAACUCGCCAUCCUCCCCGUCAGCGCGGAGCCAGCCUUCUCGUACGCCAACUCAAAACAGCCAGCCGUCCGGGAGCGACAGUUUCAGCUUCUCGCGCAGUGAGGAGGAGAGCCAGCUUGCGCGCUCCGAAGCGCAGAAGGAGUUCGACAAGCGGGUGGAGCAGGAGAGAGAAGGGCAUGAUUUCAGCGAGGGACGUGGUGGGGCGGGGAAGUCUGGAAAGUGGUAGUGUGCGUGGGAAGGAAAGGGACAUGAGCACUGGCCUGGGGCAGAUCUCAAAAUGCACA
Messenger RNA from Neohortaea acidophila, 1535 nucleotides. RefSeq lists its product as uncharacterized. The transcript has a single exon. The record is from RefSeq and is a predicted model, not a curated record. NCBI's taxonomy places the organism in Eukaryota, Fungi, Ascomycota, Dothideomycetes, Mycosphaerellales, Teratosphaeriaceae. Bases 143 to 1477 code for a protein of 444 amino acids.